AUGCUUUUUGGACAUGGUUCCAUCAUUGAUGACGCAUGGCUGGCGAUACCGGUGUCUAUAAAAGGCCUUGUCUCUUCGAUCCGUGCAAUCCUUACCUGUCUCGUGCUUCUGCUGUUAUUUCAUAUUCCGCAUUCCAUCAUGGUGGAACCACGUGAAAAUCUAUCUCCCAUGUCUCCUUUCACUGUCUUCGAAGACGCCGCGGUCUCAUCUCCAGCCGAAGCCCAAACUCAGACUCUGCGGUACUCAUACUCACAGCUUGGCCCGCAACUGAUCCCCCCGGACCACGUGGCCCUAUAUCUCAAUCGUUGCAGGGAAUUUGAAGGAUUCAUUGCUGGAUUGGCAUCGCAUCGUGACGCCCUUCUUACUGCUUUGCACGAUGUGAGGGCGCAAAAUGCGAUGCUUCAUCAAAUGGUCACAUUGGAAAAAAGAAAGAGACUUGGCUAUGAACUUGAUACUGCCUCACUGCGCGCCGAAAACCAAACUCUGAGGAGCAUAGUCAACCAUAUCAGUCCAAUUAUGGCGGGGCCCGGUCAACCAGCUACUAUCCAAGAGCUCUUUUUUGCCUCACAUCAGCAGGAGGCGGUCAUCGCCCGGCAGAGCAAGACCAUUAGUCAGUGCAAGGAACACGUUCGUGAGCUGCAGCUGGAGCUAUCGCGGGUAUAA
Ophidiomyces ophidiicola is the source of this 663-nucleotide messenger RNA. RefSeq lists its product as uncharacterized. The transcript is spliced from 2 exons. The record is from RefSeq and is a predicted model, not a curated record. The coding region runs from base 1 to 663 and encodes 220 amino acids. Lineage: Eukaryota; Fungi; Ascomycota; Eurotiomycetes; Onygenales; Onygenaceae.